CCCUGAAAUCAAAUUUUCAACCUUUUCCUUCUUCUGCUUCCCCAGGUCCCCUUCAAUGACCACCACGACCACCAAUGACCACCACAACCACCAAUGACCACCGCAACCACCACCACCCAGCAGCUCUGAAAGCAGCGGAAGGCGAUUCAAAGAGACGGACCAAUGUUGAAAGAUGAUCAUAGUUUGCUAGUAGAGAUGCAGCAAAAAUACUGAAAAGUGUAUUACAAGGAGAUGCUAAGAAAUUGGCUGUUGGUUUCAUUAAAAGUAUGUAUUUACUUCCACCUUUGUUGAAUUUUUUACUCGUAGCAUCAAUUUUGAAAAUGGGAAAAGGGUUUAAUCCAAUUUCAGGAAUUUUUCUGGUCAUACUUUGAAAGUUUUGAACUUUGUUUGAGAAAAUUUGAAAUUGUGUUGUUAGGAACGAAAUCUCUAAGAAUUGAUAGCUUACUGUGAGAGAAUUGGGUGUUUAGAAUUAGGGUUUUUCUCUUUUGGGACUUGUUUUUAUGGUGUUAUUGGAGAAUGAGUGUAGAGGCAAUGUGUAUUUGGGGGUAACGUACUCUUAGAGUUAUAAGCUUUGAAGGUUCUUUAAAGCAUCUUGUGCAAGUGUUGUGGUAAUUGGGACAAUGGAGGUUAAAGAUUGGGAAGUUUCUUCUGAUGGAACACAAGAUUCGGAGGUUAAUUUGCAAGACUCCGACGAGGAUGAGCAUCUCUUUAUGUUUGAUUGCAUACCUAAAUUACAGCAAAGGAAAGCUAAAUCCAAGGUUUGUUGGGAUUCGGAGAUGAGAAUGGCGAAGGUUAUAGAAAUGAAAGGUAGAUGUUGGGGUACAACAGGAAUAGUUCGAAACAGUGAGACCUAUUUGUCAAUUGAGGAGACCUUGUUCAUGGCUGAACGAGGAGCUUUACUUCUGGUUAACAGUGAUGAUAUGGUUCUUAGUUUAAGGGAUAUGUAUGGGAUGCUUAGGGAAUGGAAGAAUGGGUGUAGUUGGGAUUCUUUCCAGCCUUAUAAGCACUUGAAGUCACUUGCGUAUAUUGUUAGUCGGCAUGGUGUUCCGUGGACUAUGAAAAAUCACAAGCAUUGUACAUCUCCUACCUGUGUCAGGGACUCAAACAACGGCAGUGCACUUUCUGGAACCGAAUUGGAAGAGGGGAUUUCUAUUACCGAUGGUCUUGGAAAUAUGCAUAUAAAUUAUGAGGCAAAGCCAACUUUUGAUGUGUUUUCGCCUAAUAGGAAAUUUAGGAAGUGUGCUCCUGGUGAACCUAAUUUCGUAGUAUAUUUAACGAGGGAGGAUAAUCUACCGUCGAAGGAAGAGAUUGAAGACCUUGUGGCAAGGUGCAAGGGUGUUGGCCUUAUGGUCUGUCACAUACAACAUGGUCGGGUCAGUUUGUUUUCGCAUAAAGAGACAGAGCUUCCUCUCCUGCCAUGAUCCUCCUAACCUGUGAUAAUUACCAUGGCGGAGUAUCCCAGAAUUUUGAACAUUGUGUUGGCUCACUCGCUUCUCUAAGUUUAUAUGUCUUGAUGUUGAUUUUGUUCAUUAAGCAUCACAAUCCAGCCAUCCCAAUGGCAGUCAGCAGUUGGUCAAAGAUAAGAAACAUCAAAAGUACAGAGUGAAUUUGAAGCACCAAAAGGAUUUUGCUGAUAAUCCCCUCUACUGAAUCGGAGUAUAGAGUGAAUAUGAAGCACCAAAAAGAUUUUGCUGACAAUCCCCUCUACAGAAGCGGAUCUCUAUUGAGGGAGGAAUGAGCCAGGAGUUGAGCGAUUUUAUCCUGUAAAACUAAAGAAUAUCAAUAUCUAGUCAAAAGUAGAUUGUAAUUGUAGAUGCCAAAAUAUGGACCGCCACGUGGACAUAGGGAAGACGCGAGAAACCGGCCAAAAGAUCCUGUACCGUGUCCCGAAAAUCUUCGUCAGUGACUUGUCAAAUCAAGUCAGAGUCACCAUUAUUGACUAGUUGACGAGGUAAAAGCCAUGUGCGAGAUAGUGUUUCAUCACGAAGUAAGCUCCUAGGGGAACAUGGGCUAUGAAGGAUCAAUGGAGUACCCUACAAGAUACUCGCCGCGAAGUAGAAAAGGACGAAGUAAGAUUACCUGGCUGAGAAGACAAGCCACGCAGUAGAUAAAUUAUGGAGUAAGAAAAGAGACAGGUGUCCCGAAAAUCCCAUGUGAGAAUAGCGAAAGAAGGGGAAAAACUUUAUGGAAAAUGGUCUGGGCGAAGUAUAAGGCACCUCCGCGAGAACGUAGCGAGGUAAAGUGAGUUGUACACCAAUUGGGUUGGUUGACCUAUAAAUAGAGGUCCUUGGGAAAGAUGUGAGAGAUCGGAUUUUAGGAGAGUGGGAGAGCUUAGCCUAG
Messenger RNA from Papaver somniferum (opium poppy), 2340 nucleotides. RefSeq lists its product as uncharacterized. Lineage: Eukaryota; Viridiplantae; Streptophyta; Magnoliopsida; Ranunculales; Papaveraceae. Gene Ontology annotation, cellular component: tRNA-intron endonuclease complex. The coding region runs from base 621 to 1421 and encodes 266 amino acids. The record is from RefSeq and is a predicted model, not a curated record. The transcript is spliced from 2 exons. Gene Ontology annotation, biological process: tRNA-type intron splice site recognition and cleavage.